UCCACGGCCACUUCCGCUUCCGGGUCGGAUGGGGGGAUGCUGUCAUGGCGGCGCUGGCAGUGGCCAGGAGGCGAGCGGCAGCUUUCUUGUUUUCAUCUGUGGUUCGCCUCCAGAGCUCCCAGAGCACAUCUCUACAGGAAGGGAUUGUUGCCAAAACAUCUCUGACUUCACCCCCAUGGCCUGAAGUGAAAUUGCCAAAUCCAGUGGAAGAAGCAAAGCACCAUGCAGAAGUGGUGCAAAAGGUGAAUGAGAUGAUUGCAACAGGGCAGUAUGGGAGGCUCUUUGCUGUGGUUCACUUUGCCAGCAAACAGUACAAAAUAACCAGUGAAGACUUAAUUAUGAUGGACAACGUGCUGCAGGCUGAAUGUGGAGACCGAAUCCGGAUGGAAAAGGUUUUGCUGGUUGGUGCUGAUGACUUCACGCUUAUUGGAAGACCACUUCUGGGGUAAGAGAUCUCAUUCAAGAAUUAUCCUGCAACCUGAAGAGAAACCUGAAUUUAUCAGUGCUCUUUUCCCAGCCCUAUGGAUUCUGAAAAAAAAUCAGCAAUAAAACAAACUUGUCAGCUUUGGCUGGCUCUUAACUAUUACCAUAGUGCCAGGAUAGAGCAGAGUACCCAUUCCUAAGGUAACUGUAGGAUAUUAACCCCUGUUGGCUUGGCUCUGUUUUCUGAUGUGUAAGUCUUGCAGAGACUAGCAGUAAAUCUUGCUCUUUACUCCCUAACCACUAAUUGCAGUGAUAGCCAUCUUAAAAUAACCCAGAAAUCCAUGCCUGUCCCUUAGUGCCUUAAUUUGAGGUGGUUUUUUUUUAAAAAAAUAAAAAAAAAAAAAACUAACACAAAAAAAACCUGUUUCCUUUUACCCAUGAUUUAACCCAGCAGGUCUUAAUCUUAAAUGAAAAGUUCCAAGUUUUCCCUUCUUCCUAGUUACAUGCUUCCAAAAAUCGUGGCACCAGCUCUAUCUUAGAGCUGUCAGGCUUGCUCUAUUUUAGAGAAGACAGACAUACAAAUGGGCAGAACACCUGGUUUGUCAGCAUUUUCUUUACCAGAAGGAAGUGGUGUGUGGACUCAGUGUUGCUGACUGAACUCUUAGCAUCGGCUGGAAGCAAAGUCGUCAGCUCUAUUUAGCUUUCCCCAGAGGUUCUAGUGGUAAAGUACUAGUUGAAAUAAUGUGGUUUGCAAGUGCUUUAAGAAUCUGGAAGUCCUGGCUGUGGUCUGACUGCAGACUGAGCUGCAUGUUAAGUGUUGGCUUGAACUGCAGCAAUUUGGCAGAAGACAGCCAGAUAAGGAGGAACUUGUAGAUCUUGAUGCCUUGCAGAUUCAAGUUAGAAACACCAUGUAUUUUCAAAUCAGUUUGGCUUCUGAAUGCUUUUUACAUUACUGGGAGGAUGUCUGUAUUCCAGAGUUAUAAAUAACGUUUGCACAUUUGAUAACAUGAUUUCUGCCAUGGGUUUCUAGUGUUUGAUAGGAUUAUGAGGGCUGACAGCCUUUAUUAGCACUUCUGUAAAGAGAUUUGGAAUGGCGGAUCUUCAGGAGCCUUUGAAUUAUUGCCAGAUAUUGCUUAACUUGUUGAAGAUCUUUAGGAAGUAGAAAUAUCAUUACUAGGAUUAGAAACAUAAUCUUGCUGAAUAGUAGGAUCAUAGAAUAUGUCAAGAAGGGACUCGUAAGGAUCAUCAAGUCCUGCUCCUGGACACAUUCUGCAAAUGGGGAUGUGUCAUGCCAGAUGGGUUGGGAGCACUGUCCUUCACCUGGCUUUCUUAACUGGAGUGCUGUACUUGGAUGUGCCCUAAGAGCUUUAGAACAGGAAGCAAAGCAGCUGUUUGAUUCCUGCAUGUGCUCUAAGUCUGCAGAAGGCACUGUCAGUUGCUUGAAGCAGACCAAAUUGCGUGCUGAACACUAGUAAUUUUGGCAGAGGAGGAUCACUGGAGGAGGAGGAGGCAGAGUGGAGGGCCAGUGAAGAGAUGCCAUCCUCCCUCUGAGAUGUGAGGAACCUUCCCAGUUUUUCUAGCUCUCUGUACUCCAUGUCACAGCAAUUCUUUCUCAUAGUUCCCAGUUGUGUCUAAACCACAAACGUUUUGGAGGGGAGAUAAGAGCUUGGAUGCAUUUUUGUUUUUCUGCUGUUUUAAAAAUAAACACAUCAGUGAAUACUUGUGUCUGUGUAAGACAGUUCAUUACAGCUGCACUCUCUGUUCAGACUUGGAGAGAGGUAGGAACUUGUCCUGUUUUGGACAGAUGGUCAUGUUUUUAUUUUCUGUAGCAGAUACCCCCCAAGAUGACACUCCUCUAAAGCCUUUAAAAA
This is a messenger RNA of Meleagris gallopavo (turkey), 2294 nucleotides long. Lineage: Eukaryota; Metazoa; Chordata; Aves; Galliformes; Phasianidae. The record is from RefSeq and is a predicted model, not a curated record.